Molecule: messenger RNA, 714 nt
Organism: Saccharomyces eubayanus
Lineage: Eukaryota; Fungi; Ascomycota; Saccharomycetes; Saccharomycetales; Saccharomycetaceae
Gene: TRI1
Product: Tri1p
Exons: 1
Coding region: 1-714 (237 amino acids)
Biological process (GO): nucleolar large rRNA transcription by RNA polymerase I; transcription initiation at RNA polymerase I promoter
Cellular component (GO): nucleus; RNA polymerase I upstream activating factor complex
Molecular function (GO): RNA polymerase I cis-regulatory region sequence-specific DNA binding
Source: RefSeq, a predicted model, not a curated record
AUGGCCAACGAGGGUGGAACACGUUAUGAAAUUAUGGCUGACAUCAGUAAAUAUAUCCCGAUGGUUGACGCCAUAUUAAGUGCGUCCAACCCAGAUGAAAUAAGUCCGAAGAGGGUUAGAAAAGCCCUUCAAAUCCUAUUUUCAGUUGAUUUGGACCCUCAAAGGAAGGCAAUCAACGAAUUGAUCCUUGAAAGGUUUGGUGAUAUACAAGAAAAUCCUAGAGUUUUGGUUCCAAAGGAGGUCCUUAUCAAUCGAGAUCAGGAAUUAGCUUCGAAACUGCAAGAAGAGGGAGGAAGACCUCUAAGGUCAACAAAGAAAAGAAAAAGUAAGACUGAAACUAAACCGAAAAAGAAGAAAAAGAGGACUGAAAGCACUGACUCUAACAGCAUUUCAGUCCGAAAAGUUCUUUUAUCGGCUCCUCUACAGAAGUUUCUGGGGGCCGAAGAAUUGCCAAGAACACAAGUGGUCAAGAUGAUAUGGAAAUAUAUUAAGGAGAAUGACUUACAGAACCCCGAGGAUCGUCGAGAAAUCUUAUGCGAUGAGAAGAUGGUGCCCAUUUUUGGUAAAAAAAUGACAAUGUUUUCAAUGAACAAACUUUUAACCAAGCACUUGUUUAAUCCUGAAGAAAUUGUCAAGCACGAAGAAAAGGAGGAACCGAUGCCUAAAAAAGAAGUCAAAUCGGAAGAUGAGCUGCUUCCGAAUGCCACCGAUUAA